GGUCAAUGGAAAGUCAACCCGUAAUGGCUUCUUCAUCCCCCCCAGCCCCUUCUAUUAUCUUUUUGUGCGGCAAAACUCUGUUAUCCGCUCUCCUCCUCCUCCUCCUCCUCCUCUUGCUUCCCCCCACAUUUCCUGAGACUCGUCAAGCAAUGACUUCUCCCGAUGCUGGUGGUCGCGGCGGGAAGCUGGAGCUCGUUGCUUGCAUAGCACUGGUCAUCGUUCUCUUGAAGUUCUUCCUUGCUGAUUGGCUCGUCUGUCUCCUCCUCGGUGUCAUCGAGUUCUUCAAGGAAAGGCUGGCCCCGGACCUCCCUGGAGACCGGAAACCCAACCCCACUCACGGGCCAGCGGAAGCAAUGUCGGAGUCGGACCGGGAGUCGCUGCCUCCGGGAUGCGAGUACGAAGUCUUCCUGAGCUUCAGGGGACCCGACACCCGCGAGAGUUUCGCUGAUUGUUUGUACAACAGCUUGGUAGAUGCAGGCAUUCGCGUCUUUCGGGACAACGAAGAACUCCGUUUGGGGGAUGAGAUCGGUCCCAGGCUUCGCCAGGGGAUCAUGCAGUCGAAGAUCUCCAUUCCCAUAUUCUCGAAACGGUAUGCUUCCAGCAAAUGGUGCCUCAGGGAGCUCUCUCUUAUCGCUGAACGCUAUAGAGAAAACAAGCAAAUCGUGAUGCCCAUCUUCUUCGAUGUUACGCCCGAUCAAGUUAAGAAUCAGACCGGGAACUACGACGCAGCACUCAGGCAGCACGCUGGGAAGUAUCCGCAGUGUGUUGGAGAGUGGAGGAGCGCUCUCUCGGAGCUGGGACGAUUGAAAGGAUGGCCGUUAAAGGAUACUGCAAAUGGGCACUGGGGACAGUUCAUAAAAUUAGUAGUUACGAGGGUCCUAUAUAAACUGAAGAAAGCCCAUCUUCCCAUGAAGAAAACGUUUGUCGGAAUGGAGAGGCACGCAGACGCAGUCAUGAGCUUGUUGAACGUUGGAAUUGGAGAUGUGAGAAUUGUUGGGAUUUACGGUAUCAGGGGUAUUGGUAAGACAACUCUUGCCAAGGACAUCUAUAAUAGACUUCUCGACGGUUCUGAGUUUGAAGGCUGUAGCUCCCUGGAUAAUAUUCGAGAGAAAUCUUUGCAGCCAAAUGGUCUGGAAUGGUUGCAAAGUAAGUUAGUUGCCGACAUCACGAGGAGCAAACGGGAAGAUUUUGGUAGCGUUGAUGAAGGUACUAACAUGCUAAUGGACAGGUUUCGUGACAAGAAAGUUCUCAUUCUUCUUGACGAUGUUGAUCACCUUAAACAGCUCAAUGCAUUGGUGGCAGAACGAGAAUGGUUUGGUCUCGGAAGUCGAAUAAUUAUCACGACAACUGACGGAGGCAUAUUAAGAGAAGCGCCUCAAGUCGACAGUUCUUACGAGAUGGAGGGAAUGGAGCAAGAUGAAGCUCUCGAACUUUUCAACAAGCAUGCUUUUAGAAGUACUGACCCUUCUGCAGACCCUUCCACGGCAAAACUGAAUCCUUUGGCGAAAAAGAUCGUGAAGGCAACCGGAGGGCUUCCCUUAGCUCUCGAGAUUAUCGGCAGUUUUUUAUACAGCAAAAACAAGGAUAUAUGGAAGGAAACCCUAGAGAAAUUGAAAGAAAGACCUGAUAAGAAAGUUCUCGAUCAGUUAAGGGUCAGUUAUGACGACUUAGAAGACGAGGAAAAAGAAAUAUUUCUUGAUAUUGCAUGCUUUUUCAUUGGAAUGGACAAAAGAGUUGUAUUUCACAUGUGGAAAGAUUGUAAGUUGAACCCCGCACUUGGGAUUGAAGUCCUCCGACUGAGGUCUCUUAUAAAAAUUGGUGACGAUAACAGGCUGUGGAUGCACAACUGUCUAAGAGAUCUCGGCAGGAAGAUUGUUGAAAAAGAGAAGAAAGUAAUGGGGAUGCCAAGUCGCUUGUGGCGCAGAGAUGAAGCAAGAAACAUCCUGCAGAAUCCUAAGUAUAAGGGAACAGAGAGGAUCAAAGCCAUUUCCCUGCAAUGUGAAUUGGGUACAUCAUUCUGUUAUGAUGGCGAGCAAUUUAAGAAUAUGUCAAAUUUGAGGUUCCUUCGGUUAGUGUAUGCUGAGCUUUCGGGAGAUAUCCGAUCUCUGUCGGAGUUGAGAUGGCUAAGCUGGCAGAAAUCGUCCUUGAAGUUCAUGCCCAAAAGUUUACCACUGGCGAAGUUAAAGGUUCUUGAUAUGUCAGGGAGUGAAGUUAAAGAGGACUGGAGCGCUUGGAGCUCAACCAAGAAGCCUGUGAAGCUGAAGGUUCUUGAUCUCAGUAGUUGUCACAAGCUAACGACGACUCCCGACCUUUCCAUGUUUAAGCAUUUGGAAAGAUUGAUUCUUGAAGACUCUCAAAGAUUGUCAGCCUUUCACCCUACAAUGGUGGAUCACCUUCAAUGUCUAAGUUCACUAAAUUUGAAGGGAUGUUGGCGCGUGACCAAUCUGCCUGAGCGAUUGGGAUCUAUGACAAAAUUGAUGGAACUUAUCAUCGACGGCACUUCCAUCAUUCAACUUCCAGAUUCCAUCGGUUCCUUACAAAAUCUGCAAAUGUUGUCAGCAAAUGAGUGCCACCACUUACAAGCUCUUCCGGACUCAAUUGGGCGGCUCAAUUCAUUAGUUAAGCUGAGCUUAUCACACACAGGAGUGGCAACUUUGCCUAAUUCUGUUGGUAAUCUGAACAACAUGGAAGUGCUCAACAUCAAUUCCAGUAAUAUAUCUCAUUUUCCAAGUUCUCUAGGGAAGUUAGGGAAGCUCAAAGAGAUAAAUGCUUCAAAGUGUAAGAAUUUGGAAGGGGAUAUUCCUGCAGAGCUCGGGAAAUUAUUUUCUUUAGAGGUCCUGAGAUUAGAUGGGACAAACAUUAAGGGCAUCCCAGAAACCAUUCGUGGCCUUCCUCAUCUUCAGACUCUUCACUUAGCGGGAUGCCCAAAGCUUCAGAGUCUCCCUGAACUUCCUGUUAGCUUGGUUAGUGUGAGGGUGAAUUCUCCGUCGGUGGAGGCAAUUCCGAAUCUCUGUAGUCUGAUUAACUUGGAAGAAUUGGUGCUAAGUAUAAACACCUUACAUUGUGAGAUUGGUUCCCUUACUCGAUUGAAGGUACUUUCCAUUCCGAGGUGCACAAAAAUUCAAAGCCUCCCCAAGCUUCCCAAAAGUCUGCACAAGCUGAACAUUUCAAAUAGCUUACUUCAGAUAUUGCCAGAGCUCUCAGAAUUGCAAAAUUUAACCGAGUUAUCUCUUGAAAAUUGUGAAAAGCUCACAAAUAUUCCUGGCCUCGGGUAUUUGGUUAACUUGAAGAGUCUGAAAGUGGACUCGUGCCUGCAGAUUACUAGCCUCAGUGGUCUUGAACAGUUGAAGUCUUUGAGAGUACUUCAAGUUUCCUCCUGCGAGAAUCUGAAAAGACUCCCAAAUCUGUCCAUGCUAAAGUUGUCUAUAAUGAAUGCUAGAGGCUGUGAAAGCCUAAUCGAGAUUGAGGGUCUGGAUAAUUUAUAUGCCUUGACUGAUUUGGACAUAGGCAAUUGCAAGUCCAUUAAAAGAUUACCAGAUCUGUCCAAAUUGACAUUGUUACGAUCUUUCUAUGCUGAUGGUUGCAAGAAGCUGCAAGGACUCGAAGGGAUCGGUAAAUUGGGAGAGUUGUUGUUUUUACGAAUCUCGGGGUGUAGAGAAAUCAAAUGUCUGCCGAAUCUAUCGAAGCUGAAGAAAUUGAGGCAUCUCGAUAUCGCUGGCUGUGAGGGCAUCUCAGAGGUACAUGGACUACUGGAGCUGAAAUCCAUCAAGCGUAUAGUUAUUUCCAGACGCAUCAGCCUUGCGAAGCUUCAAGAUAUCCUGAAAGAAAGAGACGCGAACUGUGAUAAGUCAUCAGUGGUGAACCGCAUUAUUACCGAGUGCCACAACCUUUGGCGAGACUCAAGAGGGUGUUUGAGUGAAGCUGUAGGAGCAAGUUCCGAGUCCAUUAAUGGCCUGGCAGUUUCGAUAAGUGAAGGGAGCGCGGUUGCAAUCUAUCCAUAUGAUAAUCGCCGGGACAUAAUAAGUGCACCGUAGCACCUGUCAUGGGAAACUCACUGCUUUCGUCGAGCACUUUACAUGCCAGGAGGAGUGGCAUCAACUGAUUCUACUGGAAGAUUGACAUUCAGAACCAGUCAGCAUGAGAGAAGUCCCAGUGCAGAUUAACUUUUCUCGUUGUGUCCAGUACAUGAAGGCAUAGCACGUAGCUUGUUUCUAAGUUUUAAUAGAUUUGACCGAUGAGUUCUUGGAUUCUCUUGGUUCAAAAGGUUGCGAGAAUGGAGAAAGUUUUGGAACUCAUCAUCAAGGUGUUCUCUUCUUAUCAAAAGUUCUUCCUGUCUCGUUGCUUCGUUUCCCUGCACAUUUUCCUUCCUCUGCUAUUUAUUAGGGAAAAAGAAAGAUUCAGUAAUGAUAAUAUUUGAGUUCACUGUCCUUUACAAACAUUGAACGAAGAUCAGAAAAAAUCAAAUGGGGCAAUCUGGAACAUGUUUGUCGAGGUGGAUGAACUUUCGUGCAGUUGCUUGGAAGUGUAACCCCAUCGCAUCAUGUAUCAUAUGAUGCCCAUCGAAACCGAAAAAACGUCUGUUCACGUCGCCAUGCUCUCUGACUCUCUCUCGACCUUCCUUUUUUGGGAUGCAAUAAAUAUUCAAAGUAUAGAGAUGCUCGAGUAAUAGACAUGUCUGGUCAACCCCAACGCUUAUUCGCCUACGAAUGGUUCUUGAUCGUUCAUUUGGAGAGCUUACCGCAUCAUCACGAAGUCGUCCUGCCUCCUUAAAUCUUCCGAAUCAAAUUUUUUUAUGGGGGAGAUUAAUUACCGGUUGUGGCAGCAAGAGGUUGAUGAGGAGCAUUUUCUUUUUGUUUUUUUUUUUUUGAGUAACCAUGGGUGUCCGGAUUUUGUCCCAAUUAAUUCCCGGAUUCCGUGAACUCCUUGCAACGCAUGGAACAAGUAAACUAGCCUAACAGAUAGCCUUAAGGGGUUUUGAAUUUGGAAUGAAUGGUUACUUAUAUACUCA
Molecule: messenger RNA, 5008 nt
Organism: Punica granatum (pomegranate)
Lineage: Eukaryota; Viridiplantae; Streptophyta; Magnoliopsida; Myrtales; Lythraceae
Source: RefSeq, a predicted model, not a curated record